AUGGUGGGGGUCUUUAUGACCGAACGAGAACGUUUAGACCUCGUUCAGCAGGGUGACAAUAUCUUCCUAGAGGUCCAAGAACGAUUUUACGAGGCUAAAGCGCAAAAUGCAUUGCCUGACAAGGACAAGAUCGUGACGUCACUGGAAACUUUCACUGUCUACGGGUCACUAGAUGCUGUCACGGACUUGUACCUGAAAUACGAACUCAAGAUGGUGCUGGACUUUUCUGAGUCACGAGAGUUAGCAGUGCUAAAACUUAAUACCAAGCAGCGACCACUGACCCGCACAAGUCUUCGAUGGUCGCUUCUCUACUCGCCAAGUCACCUUUUAGGCAAGGAUCAAGACUUUUGUUACUUGGAAGUCAUGAAGCCGUUUGGGACGACAGACGGACGUCGUGGUUGGGCAAGAUGCUCCCAUUCGAUCGAGCAUAAACUUUGUCCGGUGCUCCAAAAUGCUCAAGGGAUCGACGUCAAUCGAGCAGAACUUUUCUAUUGCGGACUGUUUUUCGAGGAGACGGAUCAGCUUGGAGUGCUCAAUGCCACCAUGUACUACAAUAUUAAGGGAUACCAUGCCACAUCUUUACUGAUCCCGAGAGUAUUAAAGGCGCAUUUGAAGCGGACUGUCGAGCUGGUGAAUCACUACCUCAAAAUGUCGGCUAUGAUGCUAAAAUCUAGGAAUGUUUCGCUCACGAAAGCAUUGCAAUUGCAAGCCGAGAGACGCUGUGGCGCUUGUGCGAACCAUAUAUCGAUCUGGAAGCGCAAGGAGAGGUGCGUUUUGUGCGGAUCGUUGAUGUGCGAUAAAUGCAACGACAUCGCGUCGCGAAACUACAAAGUGGACCGAAUACCUCGAGGACAGGUUAUAUGCUUCUCCUGCGCACAUCGACGUGGCAAGAAAAUUGUUUUGGAGACGGAGACUGGAUACAACGAUCUAGAUGCCAGCGGCGAAACCUACAGUAUAAUGACAACGCACCAAGAAGGUGGACUGCGAAGUGAAAGCAAUUUGUCAUUGAGCGGCGAGGACUAUCCGACGUGGUUUUACGUUGAAGGCAAGACGUCACUCGUGCUUGAUCAGAAGAAUCAGUUACCUCAGCAACCAAAGCCUAGCCAGGAGAAACUGCUUCAUCAGAACUUGACUUCUGCCCACAAUUCAGAAUUUCUCCCGUACGAGACGAUUUAUUUGCCGACUGAUGACGCAGAACAUCAACGACGGCGUUGUAAUACAAGUGCGUCAACUCGUCUGCCAUCAAACAGGGUGGACAAUGAUGUCGCUGCUCGUCGCCGACGUCAAACGACAGGAAAUUCGAGACAAUUAGCCAGAGUGAAAUCACGGAGUUCUGUGCCACCGCGGCAAAAAUCAUGUCCGAAGUAUGGUGGCCAAGCUAACACUGGCAAUGAAAACUUUACUCCGGUGGGCACUCCGUUGGGUAGCCAAGUCGACCUCGAUCUCGAGGAAUUAAAUUGGCGGAUGCGGCGCUACACUACUCACUCUGUUCCGGUUCAACCAAUGGAGUUGACAGAUCGAGGACGUCAUCUUCAGACUUCCACCUGCAGUCACACCGUAGUUGAAAAACGCCAUCACGACCGCCACCGCCAAUCUAAUCACAUGUCACAACGGCCAUUGGCACCAGUGAUUUUACCAACGAGGACUUUGAUUAGGUACUCGAAGGCAAAUCCGUGUGACUUGUCGUACUUGGCGAGCUUCAAGCUGACGGCAGAGCAAAACAAGACGACACAAACUACUUGA
This is a messenger RNA of Peronospora farinosa, 1743 nucleotides long. The record is from the annotation of a GenBank genome assembly. NCBI's taxonomy places the organism in Eukaryota, Oomycota, Peronosporomycetes, Peronosporales, Peronosporaceae.